AACGAAAUCCCUUCUAGUCUUCCAUCGAUUUGAAAGUUUGUCUCCUUUGGUCCUCUACAUUAUCUGGCUUGUUGCCUCUCCUUUUUCCUGGGAGCUCUCUUUGCUAUUUGCUUCCCCGCCUACCCCUCCAUCUGCCACGCCAAGACGAACUUUUUUUUGUCAAGCGCGUUACUCUUCGUUUUGAAACAUACUUGCCAGUAGCAUUAACCGACCAUUCCGCUCACCUUAUUCAUCCUUUCCGGUGAUAAGAACUCUGAUUUUGUUCGUAGCCCUUCAGACGCGCCUGGUCAGUAGCUUGCACGAUGGAGUUGCCCAAGAGAAUAGUCAAAGAGACUCAGCGGUUGAUGACCGAACCUGUUCCCGGUAUCACUGCAAAGCCCAGGGAAGACAAUCUGCGUCACUUUGAUGUUACCCUUGAAGGGCCGGCCGACUCGCCUUAUGAAGGAGGAAUUUUCAAGCUACAACUAUUCCUGCCAGAAGAUUAUCCCAUGGCCCCUCCCCAGGUUCUGUUCCAGACAAAGAUUUAUCACCCCAACAUUGACGGGAUCGGAAGGAUUUGUCUUGACGUCUUGAAAAAAAACUGGUCUCCAGCUCUACAAAUCCGCACCAUUCUCCUCUCGAUCCAGGCAUUGCUCGGGGCCCCUAAUGCCGAUGAUCCCCUCGCAGAAGAAGUCGCGAAACACUGGAGAGAAAACCCAGCUGCAGCCAUUGCGCAAGCAAAAGCGGAGACACAACUAUAUGCAUCGCCGGAGGCGGCGGGCAGGAAUCCAUAAUCAGCAGGAACUUAAGUGGGUUGGCUAACAUCGGAGUAAGGACGUGAUACUAUUUUAUUGAUCGAUUGAUCGCGGGCGAGUUGUUUAACGGUGGUUGUUUAUGCCGAGCGAGACAUCCUGUUCAUCUUUCUUCUUUUUGUUCGGCUUCUGACGACCUGAUUCCUUUAUCAUGUAUUACGGCGUUUGGUUUUAACCCUUUCUUGAUUGAUUCUAUGAAUUUAUAGUCCCUUUUCUUUGUAUUUUGGUUUUUGUGCCUGGGUUGAAGGCUCAACCUGCGAUGUUCGACUGCCCGCUAUAGAAUACAGAUUCCGCACUCUUUUAUUGAGGCGCAACAGAUUCUCACCAUUCUCGGCUCUCCAAAAAGCUAGCCAGUCAACUCUUGAUGUAUCUGGUGCCUUAUUUCAUUUAUUGUUUCCUACACACUCCAGCGGAAUUAUGCCAAGUUCACCUCAGUUUUAGUUAAACGAAUGCGCUGUUUCCUUUGCAAAUUUCCAAAGUAAAAUCUCUCGAU
Histoplasma capsulatum G186AR is the source of this 1284-nucleotide messenger RNA. RefSeq names its product ubiquitin-conjugating enzyme. The coding region runs from base 303 to 773 and encodes 156 amino acids. Lineage: Eukaryota; Fungi; Ascomycota; Eurotiomycetes; Onygenales; Ajellomycetaceae. The transcript has 4 exons. Gene Ontology annotation, biological process: protein K63-linked ubiquitination; DNA damage tolerance. Gene Ontology annotation, cellular component: nucleus. Gene Ontology annotation, molecular function: ubiquitin conjugating enzyme activity. The record is from RefSeq and is a predicted model, not a curated record.